Molecule: messenger RNA, 1308 nt
Organism: Penicillium concentricum
Lineage: Eukaryota; Fungi; Ascomycota; Eurotiomycetes; Eurotiales; Aspergillaceae
Product: C2 domain-containing protein
Exons: 3
Coding region: 1-1308 (435 amino acids)
Source: RefSeq, a predicted model, not a curated record
AUGUCGAAGAUCUCCAAGGUUAACCAUGCGGCGGGCAUCUUCGCUGACAUCUCCGUCGAUGGCCCCAUUAUCGGUACCUUGGUCGCUAUCAUCGACCGAGCCAAGAACCUACCCAACCGGAAGACUAUGGGCAAGCAAAAUCCCUAUGCUGCAGCACGAUUGGGCAAGGAAGCAAAGAAGACUCAAACGGACUUGCGAGGAGGACAAACACCCCGAUGGGACUCGGAACUCCGAUUUACCGUACAUGAAUCCCCCGAUUACUUCAAGCUAAAGGUCUCCGUAUUCAAUGACGAUAAGAAGACCGACAUGAUCGGCGAGACCUGGGUCGAUUUACAAAGCUUGAUCAUUCCGGGUGGAAGUCAGAAUGAUCACUGGCACCCGCUUCAAUGGCGUGGGAAAUAUGCAGGAGAGAUCCGAAUCGAAAUGACCUACUAUGACACCAGAGAACAAGAUGAGGUCCUGAUUGGACGCCGACAAGAAGCCGCUGACCGAGUGCAAGUGGCCCUGCAGGGGCCCCGGCAAGACCAGCUCCUCCAGAACAAUCUCACUCUGCGCCUCCAAUUCAACACCCGGUCCCGUCGAGACCCGCCAUUCCGGAACAUUCAAACACCAUAUCUGGUGCGCCAGACACCAUCUCUCAUGCCCCGCGACAUUCAGAACCUGCUUACGAUACGUCAGCUUAUCGCGCACCUUCUCCUGUGCCGCCUGCCUCGCGGGGCGGGUAUGACGGUACCGAUAACUACACUCAAGAAUGGGACAUCCCAGCUGUUGCUCCUCUCCGCAGACAAAUCACCCAUGAACUGCCCUCCAAUGAAGUUGUUGAAACUUCCUUUGAUUCGCGUUUAUUGCAACAGCAGCAGCAACAUCUACAACAACAACAACAACAAGAGCUACAGCAACAAGAGCUACGGCAACAAGAGCUACGGCAACAAGAGCUACAUCAACAAGAGCAGCUACGGCAACAAGAGCAGCUACGGCAACAAGAGCAGCUACGGCAACAAGAGCAGCUACGGCAACAAGAGCUACGGCAACAAGAGCUACAGCAAAAAGAGCAGCUACGGCAACAAGAGCUACGGCAAGAAGAGCUACGACAACAAGAGUUACAACAGCAAGAGCUACAACAACACGAGCUGCAACAACAGCGACUGCAACAACUACAGCUGCAGCAGCAGCAACUGCGGAACCAUCCCGAGUAUGACCAGCCAUCUUCGAGAGACUAUCGCCUCGCCAGGCAAGACCAUUACGAGGCAGAUCCCCAUGAGGAAGCGCCAUACCAUUCCAUACAUCCAGAUCUCUAUGCUCAGAUAG